GUUAGUCAGCAUUGUUGCUGCUACUGUAUUGGUUGCUUGAAUUUUCAUUAGGCUGCCACUUCUGCAACGAGACAAUGUGCCCAUCUCACUUUGCUAUCAGCCAUGAAUACCUUCAGAAGCUGGAGCGAGAUCUACCCCAGCGGCUCCGAUUUCAAGGCACACAUUCUGGAGAUACAGGAGUUUGCGACUCCCAGAGAGAGGUCGCUCCAAUGGGCGCAGAACCUACGGUUUCUGACUCCGUUCGAACAGGCAAAUCCUGAUCGAGAUGCCGACUGGAGUGACGAUGAAGGACUAUCGUGUCAUCAUUGCCGUGAUUAUCCAUAUUUCAACUCUCCGUAUCCGCAACAACCAACAGUAACGGCGCUCCGCUUAACGCAACCAGGCGAGCUGAAAGGCUGUGAUCAUUACAUUGCCGUGUCAUACUGCUGGAGACAACCUAAAAGUCAGAAUAUCUCCGAUAGUCCUGAUGAUCGAUCGUACACAGUCUACACUAAACCGCCGAACAACACAAGAGAUAGUCGGCCGAACAAAGCACCGAAAUCGAUUUUAGAUAGGGCAAUUGCAUACGCUUCCUUCUAUGGGAUUCGUUUUAUCUGGAUCGACCAGGAAUGUAUCGACCAGGACAACCGACUGGAUCAAGAAGUUGGAAUACAGUCUAUGGAUUUGGUUUACGAGCGCUCUGCCGCGCCUGUAGGAAUCCUACAGACCUUCCUAGAUUCGCAAUGGCAGCUCGAUACAUUAUGGCAUCUACAUGAAAACAAGGAUCUUGAUUACGACCAAGUCAAGCGAGCAAUACAGCUCCUCGAGCAUAUAUCAGAAGAUCCAUGGUUUUCAAGAGCUUGGAUACUACAAGAAUCAACAUCAGCUGGAGAUUGUAUAGAUUUGUUGGUUAGAUACGACUCGUCAUUAUCUAUUCCUGAGUUCUGGGGGGUCGUUUCGGGAGAAAUUGAACUUCAAUUUGAGGAGCUUCUAAGACUACAUCAUUCUGCAGUUGAGCAGCUGUCUCGUCACCAUUUCGGUUCCACUGCCCUUAGUGUCGCAGAGCACUUCGAUCGCGUGAGCGAUAAAUUACUUCAGCAUAGCGGUAACGUUGAUGAGGUUGAGGAUUAUAUCGGCGAAGGCGAUAAAAUGAUGACACGUCUUGUAAAAGUCAUGGAACGCAUACUUCUUCACACCCCAUCCGAUUACUGGAACACGAGAAUUCCAUCGCAUCGAACUGCUUGCAAUGCUUCCUUGGCAAGCAUGUACCUUAGCAACUGUUUUAACAGUAAACCAAUGGAUCGAUCGGCUAUACUGGCCAAUAUGUGUCAAUAUCCAAUUCGCAUUGAUACAAUUAUGGCACAAAGCAACAAAUAUCCUUUAGAAACUUGCCUCUUCGUACAAGCAAUCCUCAAUGGGGAUCUCUCUUUUCUAGUUGGAGUUAAAAAGGAAGCAUGGAAUGAUUUGUGUUCCACGCGCGACGGCUUCUCCUGGCUACCACCACAUAUCACAAGCCUCGAUCCAAAGCAAUCCGAAUCGUGGAUAGAAGGAAUCCAACCCUUUCGUUUGUUGAAUCACCUGAUUACUAAGGACGGUCUAAGCCUUUUAGGUUUCUUGUGGACGGUAGAUGAAAUGGUCGAUGUAACAGACCUGCAAGCAAAGUUCUCACCACUGUUUGAAGAACUUUCUCGGUCUCAAACAAAAGAAUGGGCAGAACUUGAGAACGAGAUGGAGCAAUGGACAGAAUUUAAAGAUGCAGGAAUUCCAGUACCACGGUUCUCCAAGAUGGAAGACUUGGUAACCACAUCACAAAAUUUGAGCCGAUGGACAGACGAGCCUUUGUUCGAGAAGCUUUGCUGCGAACUCGUCUGGUCAAUUCUUCAGAAACUCGUGGAACAAGGUCUCAAUAUGCUUGCGGAUGCAAUUUGGCAGUCUUUCAGAACAAAAGUCCGCCUCUUUACUUCCUCGGAAUGGGUAUCAAUCAAAGAAAGAUACGAUAGUCAACAAAAUGGGCCUACCACGAUUGACGAGUGGAUAGAAGAGAACGGUGAACUCGAAGCACGUACACUUCCAGAUUCUUGUACACAAGCUCUGCAGCUUCAUGAUGACGCUCAGAACAUUAUGAUAGUUCGUAAGCCUCAUCCGUUCAGUGGCCGUAAUGGGCAUCAAUACAUGCCAAUCAACCCAUGGUUUGUUGAGCGAGUUUUAAAUAAAGGCUACUUUUACUAUGGACGAUUGGCCGGCCAAGGAGGUGGACCUCUGUCUACUUUUGACGUGGACAAGCCUACGCAAGUCUUACUACCAUACAGUACAGGAAUGGACAAGUUUGAUGUUGAUUGGAAUGGCAGAUUACCCGCAAUGCAAACGAAGAGAAUUGCGUGGGUGGUGGAAGAGGUUUGUAUGGGAGACACUGACAAAGGAAAGGGGGGGCAAAAUGAACUCCGCAGCUUCGGAUCUGAGGGAAUGGUGGCAGGAAUGUGGAAGCUAGGAGACACAGAACCCGGACGCUACAAUCUUUGUUAAUUUCAUAAGUAAAUUGACUAAUCACACACUAUUUGUUGCAAAUCCAUGAAGUACCUACUUGUCUAUUAGUUUUCGUAAACUCGGCGGCUAGUCUUUGGACAGUAUCAAAUGGCACAACAAGUCUGGAACCGUACAUUCAAUUCUCGUUUGGGCUUUUUGGUAAACUUCACAGCUGUGAAACUUGGGACUUGACUGGGCUUAAAGGCGAGGACUGAAUUAAGGGCCUGUUUAAAAAAGACCUAAUAGCUAUUUAAUUAUAGGCAUUCUACCACAA
Hyaloscypha bicolor E is the source of this 2776-nucleotide messenger RNA. RefSeq lists its product as uncharacterized. The transcript has a single exon. The record is from RefSeq and is a predicted model, not a curated record. Lineage: Eukaryota; Fungi; Ascomycota; Leotiomycetes; Helotiales; Hyaloscyphaceae. The coding region runs from base 103 to 2502 and encodes 799 amino acids.